GCGUUUCCAGAAAACGAGCAUUGAUCUUCCGGUCGGGGCAGUAAUUCGAGCAUUCUCUUCAGUAUUAUAUGGACUUUUUCUCAAGAUCUUAAAGGGGCAAUAAUAAUUUAAUCAAUCAUGAUACUAAGCACUGUAAGUGGCAUUCUUACAGUAAGGAUUAUUCUCGCGAUCAUGGUUCAGCCUGUUGAGAACACGGUGUACACUCUGCCAUACACACCAGACUCUGCUGAAGACUGUCGCAACAAAACAGCUGAAUACUAUAACAUAGAUAUAAACCUGUGCUGCAGCAAGUGUGCUCCUGGGACACGCCGGAAGAAUGUAUGCAGCACUACCUCAGACACAGAGUGUGAACCAUGUCCCAGUGGCCAAUACAGUGGGACCUUCAAUUACUUCCCAAAAUGCUUCAGAUGUCACAAGUGUUCCGAAGACAAAGGCCUGCAGUAUGCCCAGAAUUGCUCCAGCAUCACCAAAGCCCAGUGUGUGUGUCAGACUGGGAUGUUCUGCAUAAUGGAUCAGCACCCAAACUGUAAGGAGUGUGUCAGUUAUACACACUGCAAACCUGGCCAUGGUGUCUCCAUAGAAGGGACAACAGAGUCAGAUGUGAACUGUGCACCAUGCCCUGAUGGAACCUUCUCUGACCAGCACUCCUACACCCAGACCUGCCAGCACCACACAGACUGUGUUUCUCAGAGAAGGGGUGUACUAACUUAUGGUACCACCACCUCAAAUGCGGUGUGUGGACCUAAGGUUAGCCCACCGGCCAGCCCACCGACCACAAUGCCUACCUCUGGUACAAGGCAUACCACACCAAGUCUACAGAGCCUGCAUAAUGAGGACAAAUCACCAGGCUUUGACCUUCGUAUAGUUGCAGGCGUUAUCGGAGGUGUUAUCGGAGGUGUUAUCCUGCUGCUGAUCAUAAGCACAAUCAUUUACAAGAAGGCCUUCACAGGGUCCAGGCUUGUAUCUUCUACAGAACAUGUAAAUGGAAAUUGUGAGGCCAUUAAAUUUGAUUGUGAUGGACCAAUGAUUCUUCAGAACAGUUCAUUCAUUACCAGCUAUCAGGAACAGCAGCAAUGUCUGCUGGGAAAGGGAAACUGCAUAUAUCCCAGUCAGGCAGAGAACCAGCAGGAUGCUAGAAGGACCAGGGUGUUAGGGUGCUCCAACAUCCUCGAGGGCCUGUCAAUAGGCCCCCUCCAGUCCACCCCUCCACCAUCCAGCACCCAGUCCAGCACCAACCAACCCAGCCCUCAACCCAUCAGCCCCCAGCCUAUCAGUCCCCUGCCAUCUAGCCCCCUAGUUAAUGUCAACAUCACUGUUAACUACCCUAUAGGAAAUGGGUCAUGCUCCACACCUACCAGCACCCACAUAGACUCAUCCCAGGCUGACUCUGAGCUCCCUCUAUCAAGGGAGGAGGAGGUGUAUGUCAAUAUGCCACAGCAAGAGGGCGGAAAAGAGGCACUUACGGCAAUACAGGAGAGUGGAAAUGAUGUUUGAGGACUGGCAGCAGUUAGGGCAGCACCAGACAAUAGAUUUGGUUUUAAUUAUGUUUUUUCACACUAGUUGUUGUCUCUGUUUUUAUAUGAAUGCUACUGAAGUUCUGUUGCUGACUUUGAAUUGGUGGAGAGAGACUGCACAGAAUGACGAUUCAUGUGCCUCAGGCAUGGACUUGUCAUAAUGUACUGUGCUGUGCUGGAAAGCCUUGAGCACCUGAAUAUAUUGUCAAUGACUGUUCAAAGAAUGAUUGAUAUGUGAAUGAUGUAUGUAAUUAUUGUGAAUGUUGUAAAUAUACACUGAACAAAAAUAUAAACGCAACAAUUUCAAAGAUUU
Molecule: messenger RNA, 1827 nt
Organism: Coregonus clupeaformis (lake whitefish)
Lineage: Eukaryota; Metazoa; Chordata; Actinopteri; Salmoniformes; Salmonidae
Product: tumor necrosis factor receptor superfamily member 1B
Exons: 9
Coding region: 118-1494 (458 amino acids)
Biological process (GO): signal transduction; apoptotic process; immune response
Cellular component (GO): membrane
Molecular function (GO): transmembrane signaling receptor activity; protein binding
Source: RefSeq, a predicted model, not a curated record